UCUGUGACCUUGUUUGGCAUAUUUAACGUCGCGUGGGUUAUAACAUCAAGUAACACAUUCAUACAGUCUUUGGCAGUGGAGACACGCACCAAUCCAUAUAUUCUUUAGCUUUCCGAGGGUGAACAGUGUACGAGAUGAUCAGCAUCGUUGUAAUAUUUCUCUGCGCCCUCGCGUACCCGCUACACGUGGACGGCCGCAGGGGAUAUUCAGCUCACCAAGCGCCCUGGUUCCUCACACGCCAUCUUAGCGGUGCCAGACGCAGUGGUCAGUGUAAUGCUCGGCUGCCUGACCCCGGGAUGUACCGACACAUCUUCUUAUUCGCUCUGGACGGAAUAUGGACGGGGUUAGAAAGAAACGCCACCAGGUUUCUUCAGCAUCAUUGUUGUGCAGGAAGGAAAGACAAUCAAAGUGUGAUAGACUUUGGACGAGGAGCAGUACAGUAUUUCAGUGACUACUUUGGAAUAGAUAUGUCCGCCGUGGCGGACGCUGAUAUAAUCGAUGGAAACGUUCCACUAGCGGGCGGGAAGAUGUUCUUUCACCCCUUCUACAUCAACCCUAUAACGAAGUACAGGCUUAUUAUAGAGUCGGGACCACGUGGCUCUUUUUCGUACCGCAACGUGCCCGUCUCGGACGCGGGCUGGGUGAUAGAGGUGACUGACACCGUUCAGGUUACCGGGACUGGGUUUUCUGGGACGCUUGACCGAACCAAAACACUUUUCUAUGGGGAAUACAUGGCCCAGACACACCUAGAGAACCCCAGGGGUACAACACUAUUAUUCCAAUACAGAAAUGUGAUGCCGUCCGUAUUUGCCGACGGGCGCGUGUACUUGUUUAACAAUAUGUUAGUGCAUACCAAGUUCGGCCAAGGACAGUCACACGGCAUUAUCAACAUAGACACGACAACAGGCGUGAUGAACGGCAGAGAGACUCUCACUUUUCCCGCUAGAGCAUGAUUUUCUGUGAUUAGAGAACACGCAUAUGGCUAAAAUUACCAUACUGAGAAGAUUUGAUCAACCUAUCUAUGACCCCAUUCAGAGCAGAGAAAUAACGGAUUAAAU
This is a messenger RNA of Lingula anatina, 1058 nucleotides long. RefSeq lists its product as uncharacterized. The record is from RefSeq and is a predicted model, not a curated record. NCBI's taxonomy places the organism in Eukaryota, Metazoa, Brachiopoda, Lingulata, Lingulida, Lingulidae.